UUUCAGCCUGCAGCCUGCACUACUUCACCACUAAUACCCCCACCAUAUUUGAUAUAUAUAUAUAUAUAUAGUAGAGAGGAGAGCCAAAAAAAACUUACCAUUACUGUUAUUUGCCAUGAGUUCAGCAACGAGUUCUCAAAAACCAUUCAGUGGAGCUAUUGUUGCUCUUGUUCUGAUCUUCUUGUUGGUUUUAGUCACAGCUUCUAACGCGCAGUUGUCGUCUUCUUUUUACGACAAGACCUGUCCAAAUGCACUCACCACUAUCAGAACUUCUAUCAGAAAAGCAGUUUCAAAAGAGCGUCGUAUGGGAGCUUCCCUCAUUCGCCUCCAUUUCCAUGACUGCUUCGUUCAGGGUUGUGAUGCAUCGAUAUUACUUGAUGAAGCUUCUACUGCCACCAGCGAGAGGAAUGCACAGCCAAAUAAAGGCUCUGUUAGAGGUUACGAAGUUAUAGAUGCUGCCAAGUCUGAGGUUGAGAAAAUAUGUCCUGGAGUUGUUUCAUGUGCGGACAUACUUGCAGUAGCAGCUCGGGAUGCCUCAGCAGCUGUGGGAGGUCCAUCAUGGACAGUUCAGCUAGGAAGAAGAGAUUCUACCACCGCAAGUCGAGCUCUAGCAGAAAGUGAUCUUCCAAGUUUUCGGAGCAGCGUCGACCAACUUAUCUCCAACUUUGCUAGGAAGGGUCUCAGUGCAAGGGAGAUGGUGGCCUUGUCAGGCGCACAUACCUUAGGGCAGGCACAAUGCUUCACUUUUCGCGACAGGAUUUACGGCAAUGGCAGCGACAUUGAUGCCGGCUUUGCUAGCACAAGAAAGCGUGGUUGCCCAGCUAGCGGCCAAGAUGGCAAAUUAGCACCUCUUGAUUUGGUCACACCCAACUCUUUUGACAACAACUACUAUAAGAACUUGAUGCAAAAGAAGGGUCUUCUUCACUCUGACCAAGUGCUUUUCAAUGGAGGAUCAACAGAUAGUAUUGUCUCAGAAUAUAGUCGAAACCCUUCAACCUUCAAGUCUGAUUUUGCCGCUGCCAUGAUCAAAAUGGGAGACAUUGAUCCUCUCACGGGACAGGAUGGGGUCAUAAGGAGGAUUUGCAGUGCUCUAAACUAGUUUCUUUUAACUCCUCAUCCAUGAACAUCAAAAACAUUCUUUCCUUUCCAUGAACUGGCCAGUUUGUUUCCCUUCGCACGUUUCAUUUUUUAGUCUCGUUUUUGGUGUUUUCCCAAGUGUAGAUGAACGCUCUAAUCUUGUUCUCUAGCCACUUAAUUAGGUUAUUCCUUUGAUUGUAUUUCAACUUUCAAUUGUGAAAAGUUAAUAUUAUUGGUGUUUAAUAA
Molecule: messenger RNA, 1323 nt
Organism: Diospyros lotus (date-plum)
Lineage: Eukaryota; Viridiplantae; Streptophyta; Magnoliopsida; Ericales; Ebenaceae
Product: lignin-forming anionic peroxidase-like
Exons: 4
Coding region: 116-1099 (327 amino acids)
Biological process (GO): response to oxidative stress; hydrogen peroxide catabolic process
Molecular function (GO): peroxidase activity; heme binding
Source: RefSeq, a predicted model, not a curated record